This is a messenger RNA of Camellia sinensis, 1862 nucleotides long. The record is from RefSeq and is a predicted model, not a curated record. NCBI's taxonomy places the organism in Eukaryota, Viridiplantae, Streptophyta, Magnoliopsida, Ericales, Theaceae.
CACUAGCCCGCCUUCUCAAUUCUCAUCCAUAUAUUCUUUCUUUUUAGGGUUACGAUUUCCACACCUGAAACCCUCUCUCUCUCUCUCUCUCUCUCAUCUAAGCUAGGGUUUUCACGAUGAUGCAACCAGCAACGAGCGUAGUUCAGCCACACCAGCAGAACCACCUUCAAUACCAACAACAACAACAGUCAUGGAUGAUUCAGCAGCAGCAGCAACAGCAACAGCAACAACAACAACAACAACAAUGGCAGCAACAACAACAACAACAACAACAACCGCAACACCAGCAACAGCAACAAUUACAGUAUCAGCCUCAGCAGCAGAUGUAUUACCACCAGCAACAACCCCCUCAGGCGGCUGCCACGGCGGUGCAACAACCCCAGUACUCGGCGUCCCAGCCCUCCAGCGCCGACGAGGUCCGCACUCUUUGGAUCGGUGAUCUCCAGUACUGGAUUGAUGAACAGUAUCUCAUCAGCUGUUUCGCCCAUACUGGCGAGGUGGUCUCUGCAAAAGUGAUCCGUAACAAGCAAACUAGUCAAUCAGAGGGUUAUGGCUUUAUUGAGUUCGCAAAUCAUCCUGCUGCAGAAAGAGCGUUACAAACAUAUAAUGGUACCCAGAUGCCAAAUAUUGAGCAGAACUACAGACUGAACUGGGCAUCCUUUGGUACAGGUGAAAAACGUCAAGAUACUACCCAUGACUACACCAUAUUUGUUGGAGAUUUGGCAUCUGAUGUUACAGAUGACAUGCUGCAAGAGACUUUCAGACCCCACUACCCCUCAGUUAAGGGUGCAAAGGUUGUAACCGAUAGGAUGACCGGAAGGACUAAGGGCUAUGGGUUUGUCAGGUUUGGAGAUGAAAGCGAACAAUUGCGUGCUAUGACCGAAAUGAAUGGAAAGUUCUGUUCCACCAGACCCAUGCGUGUUGGACCAGCUGCUAACAAGAAGAAUGCAGCUUCAUAUCAGAAUACACAAGGAACUCAGAAUGAGGAUGAUCCAAAUAAUACAACUGUGCGCAGUUUUUUCUCUUUAAUUAGGAUAAUAUUGCUAUCUCUCUCUCUCUCUCUCUCUCAGUUUUUAUUUCCUUUGGGGGGUAGCGGAACUGAUAUGAUUCUGGCCAAAAACUUGCAUUGUCAGAUAUUUGUCGGUGGUUUGAACGAUAGCAUUUCAGAUGACCAACUCAGGCAAGUUUUCAGCUCAUAUGGGCAGUUACUCCAUGUAAAAAUACCAGCUGGCAAGCGAUGUGGUUUUGUUCAAUUUGCUGAUAGACAUUCUGCUGAGGAAGCAUUGAGGAUGCUAAAUGGAACCCAGUUGGGUGGACAAAAUAUUAGACUUUCAUGGGGUCGUAGUCCUUCAAACAAACAGACUCAGCCGGAUCCAAACCAGUUGAAUGGUGGGUAUUAUGGAUAUGCACCUGGAUACGAAACUUAUGGAUAUGCGGCAGCUGCUCAAGAUCCUAAUCUUUACUAUGGAGGCUACCCUGGAUAUGGAAACUACCAGCAACCCCAGCAACAGCAGUGAAUUUCUGGUCUGUUUGCCUGCAAGAGAUGAUGGAUGGAGAUUGACCUCUGGUGAAAUCUAGCCAAGGAAAGUAAUGCUUACAUUGUGAAAGAACAGAACUUUCAGUCACUGUUUAUUGAGUUUCUCAUUCCCUGCUCUAGUAUUUGUAGGAUUCGAUAUUGGAGUGGUGUCUAUUUCUGGCUUGCGUGCUAUUUCAUUUUUGAGCGGUUUAUUUUUUUCCUGCUGUUUUUCCUAGUUGCUCUUGUUUUGAAAUAUGUUUUUAUUGUCUGUUUACUCUGUUGAGAGCUCGCACAAUUAACAUCAAUUAUGUGUUUUGAUUAUGGUAUUAGCAUGUAUUUUCAUUGC